GUGCUUCUGGGCCCCCGCGCACUUCUUAGGCGGAGCGGCUGAGCCGAGCUGUGCGCGCGACCCCAGCCCGCCUCUUGGUUCUUGGCUCAGCGCUCGGCUGCUCUCCAUCGCAUUCCGCUGCCCGGGGUGGGCACCCCGAAGCAUGAACGCGCCCGCAACUCUGCCCCCAGGGGUCGAGGAUACCACCUGGACCCCCGGGAUCAAUGCCAGCUGGGCUCCGGACGAGGAGGAGGAGGAUGCGAUGCGGUCCGACGGCACGGGGACAGCGGGCAUGGUCACUAUCCAGUGCAUCUAUGCUCUCGUAUGUCUGGUGGGCCUGGUGGGAAACGCCCUGGUCAUCUUCGUGAUCCUACGCUAUGCCAAGAUGAAGACAGCCACCAACAUCUACCUGCUCAACCUGGCCGUCGCUGAUGAGCUCUUCAUGCUCAGCGUGCCAUUCGUGGCCUCGGCGGCUGCCCUGCGCCACUGGCCGUUCGGAGCGGUGCUGUGCCGCGCAGUGCUUAGCGUGGACGGCCUGAACAUGUUCACCAGUGUCUUCUGCCUCACCGUGCUCAGCGUGGACCGCUAUGUGGCUGUCGUGCACCCUCUGCGCGCCGCCACCUACCGGCGGCCCAGCGUGGCCAAGCUAAUCAACCUGGGAGUGUGGCUAGCAUCCUUGCUGGUCACCCUGCCCAUCGCAGUCUUCGCUGACACCAGGCCGGCUCGUGGGGGUGAGGCAGUGGCUUGCAAUCUGCACUGGCCUCACCCGGCCUGGUCUGCGGUCUUUGUGAUCUAUACUUUUUUGUUGGGCUUUCUACUCCCUGUUCUGGCCAUUGGAUUAUGCUAUCUGCUUAUUGUGGGCAAGAUGCGUGCUGUGGCCCUGCGGGCUGGCUGGCAACAACGGAGGCGCUCAGAGAAGAAGAUCACUAGGCUAGUGCUAAUGGUGGUGACCGUCUUUGUGCUAUGCUGGAUGCCGUUCUAUGUGGUGCAGCUUCUGAACCUGUUUGUCACCAGCCUCGAUGCCACUGUCAACCAUGUGUCCCUCAUCCUGAGCUAUGCCAACAGCUGUGCCAACCCCAUUCUCUAUGGCUUCCUCUCUGACAACUUCCGGCGCUCUUUCCAGCGGGUUCUGUGCCUGCGCUGCUGUCUCCUGGAAACAGCUGGAGGAGCUGAGGAAGAGCCCCUGGACUACUAUGCCACCGCUCUCAAAAGCAGAGGGGGCGCAGGAUGCAUAUGCCCUCCAUUGCCCUGCCAGCAGGAGCCCAUGCAAGCAGAACCUGGCUGCAAGCAAGUCCCUUUCACCAAGACCACGACUUUCUGAAAACCAAUUUUACCCUCCCUCACCUCUCCUGCAAACAGGUCUGCGCCACUCUCUCAAGCCAGCAACUUCAAGAACAACUCCUGUUUUCACUAAGCCAGGUCCUUUCAGUAGCCUGUGCGCUGUCCCCAGGAGCCUCAGGACUCCUGCUAGCCCCUCCCUCUCCUAGGACUGGCUCCAAGGACAUCUUCAUAGGGGUAGGACUUCUCUGGGGUUUGGGCCAGAGUACCAUCUAUUCCUGGGCCUCUGGCAAUUUUUCAAGAGGUGAGAAGCAGGUGGUGGUUAGAAAGGGGUGUCCACCCCUGUGUGACUUGUGACCAUGACUGCUUGAAAGAGCCCUGGGAGGGUGAGGUAGGCAGAGCUUGUGUUCAAUGUAGGCUCUUGGCUGUAUGGUAGCAGAGUGUAUACAGUGAGAAAGGGGAGAGAAGAUAACGAUACCUCCAAGUGGUCUCCCUCUGUGUCUGUCUGAGUCUCUUGUUGCUAAGUGAGAUGUCUAUGCAACAGACUAGGGCAUUUGCUUUGUUACUAUACAAGUGUUUUCCAGUUGUCAAGGUGCCAGUAAGCAGACUUCCUGAGAACGUGAACGGCUUAAAGAAGCACGAUGUGGAGCAUUUUUGCAAAACAUAAAACUUCUGGUCAGGAAUUAAAAGGCAGAAAGGAUUAAAAUCUCAUCAGCUGCAUUUUUUUUUCACCUCUUUCCCUGGUUGCAGAAAUAUGAAACCCCAUUAAAGCCUGAGCUAUGCUAUGAGGGGGAGGGUGUGAGGAAAAGACCAGAGAACUAGGUGGAGGGAAAAUGGACUCUGUUUUGACAUCAGAUGAUGACCACAGUGAAAAGCCAUUCGUGUGCCUUGUAAGUUAACCACAGCCUCAGUGAUAUUUCCCCUGAGGAAGACUCACAGCCUGUAAGAGCUUUACUUCUGCUAAAGCAGUGGAGGGAGCCCAGCUUAAGCAGCAUGUGGGGGAGAAGUGGCUGAUCACAGCUCAAAUCAGUACAGCAAACAAACAAAACAAAACAAAACAACAACAACAAAAAAAAAACCCUGCUGAGUUCUACUGAGCCAUCUCGGGUGGUACUAAGAAUAACAAGCUAAGAGGGGCAGGAAGAAGCGCAGGGCAGUCAGCUGGGCAGUUCCCACAGCUGCCUGGCAAGGUAGAGUGUUCUUUAAAAGAAAACACCUGGAUCCUGCCAUCCUGGAACGCAUAGCUCUGUGUCUUCAAGGGCAGUCAGCCUGAGUUCUAGCUGUUGGGAGGCUAAUGGUGAUCCAGAUUGGACCAAGAAACAGAGUGGGGCCUGAGGGAAUGCCCUGCCACCCUGUGGGUUACAGUGCAUCUCUGAAAGCCUGGGAGAAGCAGGAGGUGACCUUUUCUGGGCUGCUUGCCCAGAGUCAUGACAUGUGUGACAGUAGCAGCUGCCUGGUAUGUGGGAAAUGGACAAGAAGGCUGGAUUCUGGUCCCAGGCACAAAUGUCUUAUAACCCAAGCAGGUCACGCAGGCCAGGUCUUCAGAAUUCUUGCCUGGAAAAAUCAACAGGUUCUUGUAGUUUGGUGACUCUUUAGCUGAUCCAGUGUUUUUUUGUUGUUUUAGCCAUUGUUGUUCUGUUGCUGUUGAGACGAGAUCUCAUGAAACACCAGCUAGCAAUCAAUUCACUACAUAGUAGCCGAGGAUGAACUUGAAUUUCUGAUCCUCCUACCUCUACCCUGAAUGUUGGGAUUAGAUUGUUCAGCACCAUGCCUGUUCAGUGGUAAGGGUAGAACUCAGAGCCUCAUGGUGACUAGGCAGAGACUUUACCAACUGAGCUAUAUCCCCAGUCCCACAUGGUGACUCUUACCAGCUAAGAAUGGAGAUUCCAACUUCCUCACUAACAGUAGAAAAGAGAAAGUUAAGUGUGUGGACAUGUACUUGUUGGAUUCUCACUUUCUGAAAUAGUCAGCUAGAUGUCCUGAUAGUGACAAUUGGUGUCGAUUGUGAGUAUCUCAAGGGUGACGUAGGAGUAUCAGGGGAGUCAUCAGGGUCUGCUACCCAGUUGGUCUUGACUUACCUAUGAGAGAACGGCAUAGUCAGGUCUCUUCUGUAUCCAAGGCUGUGGCUAUGGGUUGCAAAUCUCUAAAUAGAGCGCUGACCUCUUUGUUUCUACUAGCAUGAAUAUACAUACACAUGUUCACACACAUGCACAGACCAUCCUCAACUUGUCAUUACUUCUCACAGUCAACCCUGAGCUUCCAGAAAGAAAGUCAGUCAGUUUCACAUCUGUAGGUCUUAUGUCUAGAACAGCAACUUCUUGCAGUUUUUUUUUUAAAUUAAAUUUAAUUAAAUUGUUUCUUUGUCCCUGGUGCCUGGCAGAGUAGAUACCUGAUAAAUAGGCUUGAACCUCACUGCAAGAUCACAUAGUGGAAUCGUCCAGUCUUAACAACGGUUGCAGUAGACAACAGUGUUAGGCUUCUGCCCUAGCUUGAGUGGGUCUGAAGUUCUUGUUUUUGGCCUUCUAAUGACUCACCCAGGCCCCAAGACAUGCUUGUUUGCCUGGAAAAAGACAAAUUCCAUUAAAAAAAAAUACAAGCAUUUAACAGAGUUUAAUCCUAGCUGAAGGGCCAAUAGUUUCAAGCUGGGAAGUCAUCAAUAAUAACAGGAAACAUCAGCUUUAGCUAGCCCAUGAGAAGCGAUUUCAGCUUCCCCACCUCAGUUUACCACUCUCGUUCUUUUCUCCAUUAAUUAACUUACUUAUUCAUUUUACAUCCUGGUUACCCACUCUUAAUAUAUGUAUAAAUGGAGGGUUGAGUCCCCAGCUCUUCUGUUAUGUCUGGGCAUGAACACAGGAAAUUUGGACCUCGAAACACUUGUCUGCUAGGUUGUAAGAGGUGAAUCACCCCCUCUUCUCACUCUCUUAUCCUAAGAACAUGACAGUACAUCCUUAAAUUCUGUGAGCACAGAUGUCGUAAUCCUGAAGCUGUGUUUGCUGAGACAGCGCUACUGUGUUAGUCAGCACCAUGCCCCAAAAUUCUGUUCCAUGGGUCCAUGUGCUGGGGAUGUGUGUGUUUCAGUGACCAGGCACUGAGGGUUUCUGUCAGUGAUUCAACCUGCUUCCAGACAACAUAGUGAGUCUGUACAGCAUGGAACCUGGAAAUAAUUGGCAAAGAUGGCUAUUAAUUAAAUAACCAUACAAACAAAAAUGUGAUUCAAUUCAAAGCUAAAAUAAUCAUACCACAGCUAGAGACGCAGCUUAAUGGCAGAGUGUUUGCAUGUGCAAGGCCCUGGCUUUUAUUUCCAGAAAAACAUGUGCUCACACAUGAGUGGCGACACACACACACACACACACACACACACACACACUAUUCAAAGAAGGAAUCUUGCUGCCGUGAGCUAAUACAACAGAAUCAGCCCUGCUCUUACAGCAAGUGUUCCUGGGACACUGAGGAGGAGAGACUAGGGUGGUGUGGAGGCUUCUAUGUGUGUUAUGAUUCAAAUUGGCCUUUCUUCAGUCAUUUUGUGCAGGCAGUGACAUCUCCUCUUCUAUUUUGAUGAACGCAUCACUUGCACAUGAUAAAAUUCACCCUUUGCACCUAUGCAGUUCUAUGAUGUAGUUACAAUUCUGAAGUUGACACCCCAAUCAAGAGAGACCAUGUUUCUGUCCUCAUUGCUUUCUUUGUGAUCUGUAGCCUACAGAGGUGGACCACAGGGAAGACAAGAGGCAGAAUUAUGGUGAGGGUUUCCCUAAGUCUUUAGGGACUGCUUGUUUUUUUUUUUAUGCCAGCUCUAGACUCCUCCCACUAUCAGGGGGAGCUCGGCCAAGAGACCCAGACAGCUGCUACCUGCCCUAUAGUUCUAGACUUGGAAGAAGUGUUCUGAACACACUGGGACUCUAAGUGAGUUCCUGGGCAAAGUUUGAGCAUAACCUUUUGAAUACAUGGAAUAUUGGAGAAGGAGGUGUGGUUUCCUUCCAGGCCAGGAACCAAUGCUUUCUUCCUGGAAGGAUAUUCCUCUAGACUCUGCCUUUGCUGCAAUCUGGCUGCUGCUAUCUGCUCGCAUGAAGACAAUUGCACGGGGCUUUUUUGUGUCACUCUGUUUAAGUUUGUUUAAGUUGGCUUCCUGUGCUUUAAAGGUCAGGAACGCUGUAUCUCCCUCUAGCCCAUCUGAGCCAAUUUCAGUUUCUCCUGGUGUCACUGCUGGAUUUCUGCAGAACCACUUUUAUGGUGGUGGUGGGGGGGAGGGCAGGAGAUACUGAUGGCAGUUAAACAUCUGUGAAGAGUGCCGGAGUCUUGGAAGUAUGUCACCCUUUCAACUCUCAGGAGAGUAGGCUAGAGAGUGAAGUCAAAAUUAGCAUGUGAAAGAAACUAUCUGACUGAGGGGAAGUAACCCCUUCCCACCAAAGCUGAGGUUGUAACAAACACACCCUGAGUAAUUAAAAAACAAAGCCUACUGUCUAUGUUCCUAUCUGUGAGACACAAUGCCAGCACCUCUGAGCUAUUGACCUUUCUCCCAUCCCUGGCCCACUUCCUCCCCUGGAAGUGCUUUUUCCUUAAUAAACUCUUUCAGCUUAUACCA
Mastomys coucha (southern multimammate mouse) is the source of this 5836-nucleotide messenger RNA. RefSeq names its product somatostatin receptor 4 (gene Sstr4). Gene Ontology annotation, cellular component: neuron projection; membrane. The record is from RefSeq and is a predicted model, not a curated record. The coding region runs from base 143 to 1300 and encodes 385 amino acids. Gene Ontology annotation, biological process: neuropeptide signaling pathway; cellular response to glucocorticoid stimulus. Lineage: Eukaryota; Metazoa; Chordata; Mammalia; Rodentia; Muridae. Gene Ontology annotation, molecular function: somatostatin receptor activity; neuropeptide binding. The transcript has a single exon.